AUGCAUCCAUUAAAAUCUAGAAUAGGGAUUUCAGCCACUAGAAAGAGAAGUAGGGAGAAACGUUUUUGGCCUUUAGAGGUAGUGGCAUGGUUGACGAUAGUGAGGGGUGUUGCCGGUAGGCAUAAGACUCUUGAUAAUGGAUUUUGGUGCUUGCGGUUUGCUAUGAAGGAGGAUAACAAGGUUGUUGGUAGUGGAUUUUGGUGGUUAGGUUUGGUGUGGAAAAAGGUACUGGGUGUUGUUACCGAUGAGUUUGCGUGGUCGAAGUUUAGUGUGGGAAGGUCGAGUAUGGUCGUUAGAGUUAGGUGGCUAGUGGUUUAUGGCGAAGUUAGAUGUGGCUAG
Dovyalis caffra is the source of this 339-nucleotide messenger RNA. The record is from the annotation of a GenBank genome assembly. NCBI's taxonomy places the organism in Eukaryota, Viridiplantae, Streptophyta, Magnoliopsida, Malpighiales, Salicaceae.